Messenger RNA from Verticillium alfalfae VaMs.102, 1845 nucleotides. Its product is annotated as glutamyl-tRNA synthetase. Gene Ontology annotation, biological process: glutamyl-tRNA aminoacylation; translation. The coding region runs from base 1 to 1845 and encodes 614 amino acids. Gene Ontology annotation, molecular function: ATP binding; glutamate-tRNA ligase activity. The record is from RefSeq and is a predicted model, not a curated record. Lineage: Eukaryota; Fungi; Ascomycota; Sordariomycetes; Glomerellales; Plectosphaerellaceae. The transcript has 3 exons. Gene Ontology annotation, cellular component: cytoplasm; methionyl glutamyl tRNA synthetase complex; cytosol.
AUGAAGCCCGAGGAGGUGCAGGCCCUGCCAGCCGCUCUGGCGGGCGACUUCAAGUCUCUUGAGCCCCAUCUUCGGGCUCUCGACAAGCACCUGACGCUGCGCACCUACGUGGAGGGCUACGCGCUGGGCGAGACUGAGACCAAGAUCUGGCAGACUCUGAAGUCCAACAAUGCAGGUGUCGGUUUCAUCAAGAAAGGCAGCCUUGUCAACCUGACACGAUGGUUCAACUACAUUAGCCAAGCCCACCCCGAGAUUCAGGCCGAAGCCAAGGCCGCCGAAGCUGCCAGGAAGGCCAAGAUUGCUGCCGGUAGCAAGGCUGGCGGUAACUUCGAUCUCGCCCUCCAGAAUGCCGACCAGGGCGUGGUCACGCGAUUCCUUCCCGAGCCUUCGGGCUACCUUCACAUCGGACACGCCAAGGCCGCCCUCCUUAGCGACUACUUCGCCCACGAGGCUUACAAGGGCCAACUGCGUCUGCGCCUCGACGACACGAACCCUUCAAAAGAGAGCGAGGAGUUCCAGGACUCCAUCCGCCUGAUCACCGAAGGACAUGCCUACUCCGACGAUACCGACCAGGAGACCAUGAAGGCCCAGCGUAUGGAUGGCAUCGAGUCCAAGUGCCGCAACCGAACGAUCGAGGAGAACCUCCGCAUCUUUGAGGAGAUGAAGCUUGGUUCGGCUGAGGGUGUCAAGAACUGCAUUCGUGCCAAGGUCUCUGUGGACAACCCCAAUAAGGCCAUGCGCGACCCCGUCAUCUACCGUUGCAACAUUGAGCACAAGCACCACCGAACUGGCGACAAGUGGAAGGCUUACCCCACCUACGACCUCGCCUGCCCUCUGGUCGACUCCAAGGAGGGUGUUACUCAUGCGCUGAGAUCCACAGAGUACACCGACCGCAACCCUCUGUACCAGUGGUUCAUCGACACCUUGAAGAUCCGUCAGGUCUACAUGUGGGAUUUCUCGCGCAUCAACUUUGUGAGGACCCUCAUGUCCAAGCGCAAGCUUGCUUCUCUUGUCAACGCCGGUACCGUCGACGGCUGGGAUGACCCUCGUUUCCCCACCAUCCGCGGCGUCCGCCGCCGUGGUCUGACCAUUCCUGCCUUGCGCGAGUUCAUCAUCAAGCAGGGCCCCAGCCGCAAUGUUGUCAACAUGGACUGGGCCAGCCUCUGGGCUCUGAACAAGAAGGUUAUCGACCCCAUUGCGCCCAGGCAUACGGCUCUUGUCGAGAAGGACAUUGUCAAGGUUACUCUAACUGGUGCCGAUGUGCCCGCCGAGCCGAGGACAGAGGAGCGCCCGAGCCACCCCAAGAACAAGGAGGUUGGAACCAAGAACGUCAUCUUCUCCAACGAACUCUACCUGGACCAGGCCGACGCCAAGACGCUCAAGCAGGGCGAGGAGAUCACCGCGAUGUCCUGGGGCAACAUUAUCAUCCGCGAGAUCACUGGCACCGACAGCGUCACCGCCAUUACGGCUGAGCUGAACCUCAAGGGUGACUUCAAGACGACCGAGAAGAAGGUGACCUGGCUGUCUGCCCAAGGCACCAAGCUUGUUCCGGCGGAGCUGUGGGACUUCGAUUACCUUCUCACCAAGGACAAGCUCGAGGAGGACGACAAGCUUGAGGACUUCCUGAACCCCGUCACCUCCACCAUGGAGCAGGCCCUUUGCGAUGAGGGCGUCGCUAAGCUGAAAGAAGGACGACAUUAUUCAGCUCGGAGCGCCGCGGUUUCUUCCGUGUGGGAUAAGGGUCUGGCCGAUGGCGGCAAAGUAGUACUAUUUGCCAUCCCUACGGGCAGAAAUAAGAAGUCACAGGGAAGUGGAAGGUGUUGUUCCUUAUGGGGAACGCGGUAG